AUGUCGGAGAAGAACGAAGUGACCCAGACGGAGAAUGGGGUCCAACCCAAGAACCGUACUUGCGCUCGACACUGCAAGCGCUUCUGGUGGGUUUAUCUCAUCAUUCUCUGUGUCAUUACUGUGAUUGUGGUUCCAGUAAUAAUUCUUGUUGCUGUCCCCAAGAUUGCACAAAGUAAGAUCAACGAAGCCGAGCUUGAGAUUCAAAGCGUCCAGAUUCUUGAAACCGAGCCAAAUGCCUAUCUCAUGAAGAUCGAUUCUUCCAUCACCACUGAUGGCAAGAUCCAUGCAUCAGUUGAUCCAUUUGAGGCCGACAUGUAUCUCGAGGACUGGCCAGCACAUGUACCAUUUGCGACAGUGAACAUGCCCGAGACCAACAGCAACAAGCAUCAGGUCGUGAACGUCACCCAGAAUGUUAAGAUUGCCGACAUGGAGGAGUUCACUCGAUUCAACGUCUGGUUCCACAACAACGAAACACUGCGCGUUACCGUCAACGGAAAGACAAAGGUCAAGCCCAGUGGUCUGCCACGCAAGUACGAUGUCACCUUCAAGAAGACAAUUGAACUCAAGGGUCUCAACCACUUCGCUGGCACCAAGGUUACCGAUGGCCACAUUGGCUUGAGCAGUGACAAGAGCAUCCCCAACUUCAACGGCACAACUGUCAUUCCAAACGCUUCCGUCUUCACACUAGACAACGGCAACGUUACCUUCACGAAUUUCGUCGGAGACACGGAAGUUGGUACCCUCACGAUUCCAAACCUGGUCCUUAAGCCAGGCGACAACGUUGUCAACAUCACCGCCAAGAUGGAUCAGAAAUUCAUCCUUGACACCGUCGGCCAGGAGCCUUACUGCAAGACAGGAAUUAUUCCUUUCAAGCUGUUGGGCAAAUCAGUCGUGAACCAUGGCGAGAACCUCACUUAUUUCGCCGCGGCGCUGGGAAGCUCCAAUCAGACUGUCGAGAUUGACAUUGGCGCUAUCUUGAAGAAGGAUAUUGGCUAUGAAGUCAAGUGCAAAAGCGAUUGA
Fusarium coffeatum is the source of this 1020-nucleotide messenger RNA. RefSeq lists its product as uncharacterized. Gene Ontology annotation, cellular component: fungal-type vacuole membrane. The coding region runs from base 1 to 1020 and encodes 339 amino acids. The transcript has 3 exons. NCBI's taxonomy places the organism in Eukaryota, Fungi, Ascomycota, Sordariomycetes, Hypocreales, Nectriaceae. The record is from RefSeq and is a predicted model, not a curated record.